GUGACAAAGGUAAAGACGGAAAAUGAAUUGAAAGAUUUUUUGAUUGGAUUUGAUGAGGUUCUUCCAAAUUUUGAUCUUCAACAAUUGCAUUGGGCGCCGGAUAUUUGUAUAUUUAAUUUUUAAAAUUUGAUUUUUGAGAGUUUUUCAAGAUCAUGGAGUUGGGGAAAUUUAGAAAAAUUUAGGAAUUUAGAAACCCCUUAAUCCUGUUCUUGUUUUCUGUUAACUUCCUUGACUAUAUUCUAUCUUCUCACUUGGCAAGAUAUUUGGACAGACUUGACUCUUUCUCAACCCGUCCAAUAUCUCGUCAAGUGUUGAAGUAUCGGGGUAGUCGAAGUUGAAAAUAAACAUCAAUUUUAGUUAUCCGUUAGCAGGGGCGUACCAGGGGCUUCUUGGGCUAAGCCCCCAUUCCCCUCGAAAUGGCGAAAAGAGAAAAAUUUGAGGAGGGGAUUGAGCAAAAAAAGCAAAAAAAAGUGGAAUUUUUUCGUCUAUUACCGUCCAAUUAAAAAAUUUCUGCCUGCGGCGCUCAAAAAUAAAAAUAUGGGGCAAAAAAUAGGAUUUAUUAACGCUAAAGUAAACGCCAGAAUUUUGGCAUACAUCCCAUAUUAGCCUCCAUUGAAAUCGACCCCAUGUCCACGUCCUUGCCCGUUAAUACUCGUCUUCUCGAAUUUACAACAGAUUUGCUAAUAAAAAAGAAAGUUGCAAUUUGGGGAAUAAAUUUGUUAAAAACAUCAAUUUUAAUUUUUACACAAGGAAAUUCUAAUUGGUUAACAAAUAUUCAUCCACUUUUGUUUUGUUUGUGUCUUAAAGCUCGUUAUUUUGAUAAUAUUGAACCUUUCUUAAAAAUUGAUGUAACGCAAUUAUUGAAGCAAUCAUAUAGUGCUGUUAGUUUUCAAACAAGUCAACAGCAACAACAAAAUGUUAGUGAGGUGACUUCGACUGAUAAUUCGAAUACGUCUACAACUCAACGACAACAACCGCCACAAUCAUCAACAACAACAACAACAGCUCCUACAAAUUCGAGUAGUUUAACUUCGACUGCUGUUUCUUUUUUACAAAAAGCUGUCAACACGGUUUCUGGUACUUUUGGCAAUCCAAAAAGUGAUGUACCUUGCAAUAAACCUACUCUUCAAAGUUUGUUUUUUUUAAUUUAUUUUUGGGGCUGUUUAAAGAUGGGGGAAGGAAGGGGUGGGGAUUUCUCGCUGAUCGAAUUUUUCCGACUUUUUCACUAUUAA
Meloidogyne enterolobii is the source of this 1232-nucleotide messenger RNA. The record is from the annotation of a GenBank genome assembly. Lineage: Eukaryota; Metazoa; Nematoda; Chromadorea; Rhabditida; Meloidogynidae.